AUGGCAAGACUUCCCGCUAAAGAAGUGGUAAUCAAGUGGUCAAAUGAACAGUUACUCGAUUGGCUUCAAAAUGAGGAAUUACAUGAUUGCCUGCAAGCCUUCAAGUCUAGGGCUGUGACUGGCGCUAAGCUAUUGGAUCUGAGCGAUGAUUUGGUCAUUACUUUUUGUGAACUCAAAAUUGUCAGACGAAGGUAUGACUACCAGUGCUUCCAAUCACUGAACAACACCAUUCCUAUUCGCAUCAAUGAGUUCACAAAAUGUGAGCCCACUUUCGAUAUGUCGAGAAAGACAAUAGUGCGGCAAAAGUGGAGCACUAGAGCCACAACAGGCCGUCCGAAAAAAGUGCCGAUCAUUGCAUUGUUUAUAAAAGAGAUCGAACUCUGCUUUAAUACAAUGAACAUUUGGAAACUCACGAUUCCAAUGCUUACACACUAUGGCAAACAUCAUUGCAAUGCAAACCACUUUUUCUUAGCCACUGACUUGCGAGGGGAAGGGGAGGCACAGCAUCUGAACAGUGAAACAUACAAACAGGUCAUACCAUUCAUAUGCUUUCCCCUACAGUGCAACUUUUUGUUUAACUUUUACUACUUCACCAAAAACCAAAUGGUUGUGCUCUGUGUCUGUCAGUGCUGUUGUACUCUUGUUUCGGACUCCAGUUCCUUACAGUUCUCUAGACUAAACAGUUUCACCAAAUUCCAAAGAUUAGGCACGAACUCCAAGAAAGCCGUUGUUUCACCAAAAAUGAGAUAUUAUUUCCUCAAACACUCAUUCAGUCAUCAAAUCUUUUAUCUCAUCCACUGUUAUGCCAUGAAUGCCAUCAAAUUGUUUCUCCAGAUGUAUGUCUUAUAA
Messenger RNA from Oppiella nova, 849 nucleotides. NCBI's taxonomy places the organism in Eukaryota, Metazoa, Arthropoda, Arachnida, Sarcoptiformes, Oppiidae. The record is from the annotation of a GenBank genome assembly.